UGCGCAGUAACUAUCAUUACAAGUGAAAACAUGUAACUAAAACUACACAUCUCUUCGACAAGAUUGAUUUUUCAAGCAUGUGCAACCCUUUUCUCCCUCUUAUAACGUAUAGUUGAAAGUAUUGCAUUGUAUUUGCGGCGAUCAUGCGCAAAUUUUCUACUGUCACUAUAAUCGAUAGGAUGUGCUCAGUCAUUCGCGCGCCUUCGGUACGGCAGCAUGAGGAAGAUUCCGAUGUGGCCCAAUGCAAACCACGAGAAAGAUGUGAUUGACACAUUGAUAUGGAACCAAUGGCUAUUGCGAGUUAUUGGUAUCUGGCCGUUAGUAUAUCCGAAUACCACGAGGAUCGAAAAGAUCUUAGCAAUGUUCUCGUUCGCAUUGUGCUGGACGGUGCUCAGUUUAUUUCUGAUACUAACGAGCAUAUACACCUUUACGGACCGAAGUGUCAUGGGUGAGAAAAUAAAAAUGCUAGGUCCGUUGGGUUACGUAUUCUUUUCUAUGCUGAAGUAUUUAUUCCUGGUAAUACGUCAUAAAAGCUUUCGACGAUGCAUUAAAAUUCUCACCAAGGAUUGGUGCAUGGUUCAAGAUGAGUACCAUCGGGAAAUUAUGUUAAGAGACGCGGAAAAGGGCCACAUAUUAUCCAAAUUUUGUAUAGUGUUUAUGUAUUGCGGUGGUCUCUCUUACAACACGAUAAUGCCGUUCCUAUCACAAAGACCUGACAUCGAGCAGAAUAUUACCGUUCGACCAAUGGCCUACCUCGGCUUUGAUAUUCUAUUCGACUUGCAAUUAAUGCCAGUUUAUGUAUUCGCAUUUUGUCUGCAAUGCUUCACUGGCGUCGUCAUGUUUAACAUCACUACAUCGGUCUGUUGCUUAGCAGCCAUGUUCGUGGCCCAUGCAUGCGGUCAGAUCGACAUCGUGUUAGCUCGCGUGAAAAAUCUUGUCACAGUGGAAUGCAAUCGUGUAAAAUUUAAACAAUGUAUGGCGAUUACUGUGCAACAUCAUGUGCGAGCGUUGAGAUUUUCAGCCAGCAUCGAGAAUACUUUUCGCGAAAUAUGUCUUAUCGAGAUGGUGGGAACGACAUUGAUAAUGUGUUUGAUAGAAUAUUCUCUAAUAACGUGUAGCAAAGUUGGACAUACAUCAUAUAAGAUUGAAUGGUAUAAUUUACCGGAAAAAACCGCUCUUGAUCUCAUGUUAAUGAUCACUAUGUCUCGUCAUCCGACACAAAUUACUGCUGGAAAAUUAAUAAGUCUUUCCUUUACUAAUUUUGGUAAUGUAAGUACAUGUCAUAUCAUUAUAUUUAAAACAAAAAUAUAA
Messenger RNA from Nylanderia fulva, 1311 nucleotides. The record is from RefSeq and is a predicted model, not a curated record. NCBI's taxonomy places the organism in Eukaryota, Metazoa, Arthropoda, Insecta, Hymenoptera, Formicidae.